AUGCCCGCGAAGACCGUGGUUUCGUCUUCCACAGAUAAGGCUCAACAUGGGUUCUUCCCGUACGCAAGGUACACCUCCGUCGUGGGCGUGCACACCAGCCUUGUAGCAUUCACAGCCCUCUUCCUACCCCAGACAUCUCUUUUACUCUGGCCAUCGCUCGCAGACCCCGACCGUCCAGAAACCCAAUUUAAAGACGCACUGACAAAUAACCCAGUCAUCACACUCGCUUGGAUCGUCGCAGGGCUGGUAGUCCUUCAAGUAUGGUGGGCGGGCUGGAUCAGGCAUUGGUGUUUCGAGUAUACUUCUCGUGCUGUUUCGAGCGAUCAGAUGAAAGUGGAUAGGUAUCAGUUCAAUCGGGGGAGAUUCUCGAAAUUAGGGAGAGUGGCUGUCUUCACUUCGUGUGUAGCCUUGGUGUUCCACGCAACUAUAAUAUUGUUCGGUGCUCCUUCUGCAAGCCACCUCCCUCAUACAUUCUUGCUGGCGAUCGUUCUGGCACUACUAUCCGUAUUCGCACCAGCUUAUGCACUGGGUUACCCCUCGUUCUCUUCCGACACUUCGUCGUUCAUCACCAGACUUAACUGGACACGUUUAUUCGCCGAGCUUUCUCCACGAAAUCCGAUAGAAAGAGCUCUGGUUUAUCCCGCUGUCGCGACUCUCUUUGGCGCUUGGCUCGGUGCUUUUCCAAUCGCACUGGACUGGGAUCGACCAUGGCAGGCCUGGCCGCUAACGCCUCUCUUUGGAGGGAUCACAGGCUAUAUAGUCGGAUCUCUCUCAGCACUUUCCGUCAGCGCACUAAAAUGGCUGGCCGAGGAGAAUAUCAGAAGAGAACAAUCGGAGAAACAGAAAACCACCUGA
Molecule: messenger RNA, 855 nt
Organism: Suillus fuscotomentosus
Lineage: Eukaryota; Fungi; Basidiomycota; Agaricomycetes; Boletales; Suillaceae
Product: GPI biosynthesis protein family Pig-F-domain-containing protein
Exons: 5
Coding region: 1-855 (284 amino acids)
Biological process (GO): GPI anchor biosynthetic process
Cellular component (GO): endoplasmic reticulum membrane
Source: RefSeq, a predicted model, not a curated record